AUGGACUUUAGUCCACUGUCAAGUUAUCAAAAAGACAGUAUUAAACAAUUGCUUAAAACAGCAGUAAAGCUUGGUGCAAAGUAUGGUGAACGUCUUGAUCUGAGCCAGCAUCUUGUGCACAGAACCAUCGUCACUUGCAAUUAUUUGCCAUGAAGAGAUUCGAAAGAAAGUUUUAGAGGUGAUAAAUGGUGAUCCAUUCGGCACCACAACUAAUCUUUAGAAGGAAAAAUAUACCGGAACAAACUGUAUGUCAGUUACAGUACACCACAUUUCUCCUGACUGAACCCUGUGCAACUUCAUUUGGUCAACAGUUGAGUACGACCUUCACGAUCACACCACAGCAAAUAUUGGCACAUUUUACCUGGAGAAUGUCCCGGAUGCCCCGUUUCGGCUUGUUGCAACCGACAACACAAACACUAUGCAAGCUGUGUUUUGGUAUCUCCCUAAAGAUGAUCAAAUUGGUUGUAUUGCUCACAUCAGUUCGUUAAUAGUGAAAGUGUGUGUUACGUCCGAAGAUGCCAUAGAAGUUAAGACCAACAUAGAAGCUGCGAAAAGGCUUGUUGGACGUGUUAAGCGAACUGACCUUCAAUCACGCUUGACAAAACUCUUAAACAAACAGUUUCCAUGUGUUUCUAUACAUAUAGGGAAAUGA
Messenger RNA from Paramuricea clavata, 652 nucleotides. The record is from the annotation of a GenBank genome assembly. Lineage: Eukaryota; Metazoa; Cnidaria; Anthozoa; Malacalcyonacea; Plexauridae.